AUGCUUGAAUCCAUUGAAGUUAGAGAACAGCUCCAUUGGCCAGAGAUGGAAAUGUCUAAGAGCUGUGUCCUAAGCCCCAUGGAGAAGCCUGUGAGCCCCAGUCAGCUGCGUCUGGAGCGCAUAUCUUCUGGUGUUCUGAAGGACCUGUUUAACACAGCCACCGGUAGUUACAACACGCUGCUGCAGAAAGAGUCAGAUGCUCAGGAGAGCCCUAAACACUCCUCCUACAAGUGCCCCAAACGAGUCUCCACGACAAGGCAUCGCGACAGACCCCUGCCGACUCUUGCGCCUCUAACGAUGAGUGGCCUGGCCUUUGGUUGCAGAGACAGCAGGCAUGCUCAGUCGGUGUUCUCCUGUUUCUCCACCAGCAGUUCCAAGCAAACUAACAGCAUCACCGUGCUGGGCAGUGCCAUCCGCCUGGCCCCCUGCCCCAUUCCCAGGCCCAAAAACAGCUGCCCGGCUGGCACCAAACUCCCACAGCUGUCCAGAGUGCUUCCUGCUGCUCGUGAUGGAGAGAACUCAGUCAAGAAGCUCUGCAUACUCACUGCCAUAAAGCCGUCUAAUGUGGAGAAAGAGAAGGCCAGAUUUUUCAAAUCGGAAUUUAAAUACAACCCUCAGUUUGAGUACAGCAACCCUUUGCCUCCACAAGUACUAGCAAAGCACAGCACCGCUUCAGACCGCUUCCUCACACAGGCUGUGCGGAUCAUGGAGUUGGCCCUGCAGAAAUACGGCUCCUAUGAGAAGUUUGAACAGGCUACUGGAGGAAACCUCCUCACCAAGAGCCGAAUUUGGUACCAUGUCAAAAAAUACACGGAGAAGGAAGGAUGCAUGGGAGAGAUUGUGGUUAAUCUUACUGAUGACCUCCUGUCCAGAGCGUCUAUGACUGUGGUGAACAGCAGACCUACACUCACCAUUAAAACCUCUACUGCCAGAGAGCAGUGGCUGGAGGGGAUGCUGAGGCAUGAAAUCGGUACUCACUACUUCCGCGGCAUCAACAACAGUCACCAGCCGUGGAGCAGUGGCGGCGGCAGGAAGAAACACGGUUUGCGGCCCAUCAACCCCACUGAGGAGGGUCUGGCCAGCAUCCACAGCGUGCUCUUCCGCAAGGACCCCACCCUGUGGCGCGCCGCCCUGCUCUACUACACCGUCUACCAGGCCAGCCGCAUGUCCUUCUCACAGCUGUUUCACAACUUGGGCCGAUUCGUCCACGACCCCAACACACGAUGGGACUACUGCGUCAGAGCCAAACGAGGACAGACCGACACAGCACUGCCAGGUUGUUUCAGUAAAGACCAAGUUUAUCUAGAUGGCAUCCUGAAGAUCCUCAGGCACAGAGACAAGAUUGACUUCCAGCUGCUCAUGGCUCUGGGCAAGGUGUCUUAUGAGGACGUGGAGCGUCUGAAGAGUCUGGCUCUGCUGGAGCACGUGCGGAUUCCUCACUUCCUGCAGGACCAAGCGCGCUACACGGAGCAGCUUCACAAAAUCAUGGAGGUCAACCAGUUAACCGAUGAGGAGCUGUGCACAUUUAUCUGAAUUUAUGUGACCUCCGACCUCCAGCAUGAAUCUCACAAAGCCUGUCCAGGUCAUACAUUACCAUUCAUAAAUAAAAAACAUGCCCAGGUCAUAUUUCACUAAAAACUAAAGAAAGAAA
This is a messenger RNA of Sinocyclocheilus anshuiensis, 1651 nucleotides long. RefSeq lists its product as uncharacterized. The coding region runs from base 1 to 1533 and encodes 510 amino acids. The transcript is spliced from 7 exons. The record is from RefSeq and is a predicted model, not a curated record. NCBI's taxonomy places the organism in Eukaryota, Metazoa, Chordata, Actinopteri, Cypriniformes, Cyprinidae.